AUGGAAGCAACAUUAGACUGCAGGCUGCCUCGCCAAAACAGCAACACAGACAUUACCACUGCCACUAAUGAUGGGAAUGUUGUGUAUUAUUGGGAAGAAGUCCAUGGAAGCUCAAGCAAUGGUUCCUACAGUGUCUCUGAUAAAACAGAAGGUACUGAAUUGCCAUAUUGGACUAGUUCCAAUGGUGAAAAGUUCUUUUUUACUUACGAGAUGGAGAACGUAUUUUCUCAAAAGAGGGUUGAGAUUAACCACCACGAUGAGGGUGCUUGGGAAAUGAAGGAUCUUAGUUCUUCACCUUCCAAGCAGUCCGCUGAGGAAAGUGGAAUAUUGGCUAAGCAUCGGAAAGUUAAGCUGACAGAUCUUGCAGGGGUGUCUGAGAGGAAGGGUGCACAGGAAGUCUACUGUCCGAACUGCAAAUCUUGCACCACAGAGGUUCUCAUUGGCGAAAGAGAAUCAAACCCUCCGAGUCCACCACUUCCUAAGCCAGAAGAAGCAGCUGCUAGUACUCCACCAUUUCCUGAGCUUAAAGAACAUUCAACUCCAUCAGUUCCGGAACAAGAAAAAUCAAGAACUCCACCAUUUCCUGAGCUAAAAGAAGCUCCUAUUCCCCAAGUUCCGCAACUAGAAAAACCAAGAACUCCACCACAUCCUCAGCUAGAAGAACCAAUCAGAUGCGUUUCGUGCUUUAGUCUCCUAUCUUGUACAGGCGAUUGGAUCUUUCGCCGACCAGUCCCUACUGAGCAAGUUAUUACUGUGCCGGAAGAGCAAACGGCACCACGAGAUUCUAAUAGUAGGAAGUUGGAUAUCAUCAAAAGCAUCGUUUACGGUGGUUUAACUGAAGCAAUUGCAAGCUUAAGUAUUGUGGCAUCCGCAGCUAGUGCUGAUACUCCCACACUGAACAUUUUCCUUUUGGCACUGGCAAACUUGUUUGGUGGUCUCUACAUCAUUGGACACAAUCUUUGGGAACUGAAAGUUGAUCAAGCGGAAGGUAAAUAUCAAGAAGUACUCGGGAACAAGGAGAAUUUCUUCCUUCAUGCCCCAGCAGCUAUAUUGUCGUUCCUCAUUUUUGGGUUGCUACCUCCUUUGAUAUAUAGCUUCUCAUUCCUUGAGAGCGACAACAGAAACCUAAAGAUCGCAGUAGUCGCAGCAUCGUCUCUUUUAUGCAUCAUACUUCUUGCAAUUGGAAAGGCUUACAUCCAGACGCCACCAAAGAAGUACACCAAAACUGUGCUGCACUACGUCGUUGUGGGGGUUGGGGCCGCCGGUGUCUCUUACUUAGCCGGAUACCUAAUUGGCAAACUCGUGGAGAAACAUGGCUGGUUCGACCCAACUACUAAUUGAGAUAAGGACAUGCAUGUCUGUUAAUUAAUUAAUGGUGCAUUGGUGCCCCAUCAUAUACCUCUUUUCAGCAAAAAUUUACUUUCUUACAGCAAGCACAAUAUAUCAAGGGAAAUGGAUUGUAUGCACCUUCAAUAUUUCUA
Argentina anserina (silverweed cinquefoil) is the source of this 1481-nucleotide messenger RNA. RefSeq names its product membrane protein of ER body 2-like. The record is from RefSeq and is a predicted model, not a curated record. Gene Ontology annotation, biological process: intracellular manganese ion homeostasis. Gene Ontology annotation, molecular function: manganese ion transmembrane transporter activity. The transcript has 6 exons. Bases 1 to 1341 code for a protein of 446 amino acids. NCBI's taxonomy places the organism in Eukaryota, Viridiplantae, Streptophyta, Magnoliopsida, Rosales, Rosaceae.